Molecule: messenger RNA, 3027 nt
Organism: Bacillus rossius redtenbacheri
Lineage: Eukaryota; Metazoa; Arthropoda; Insecta; Phasmatodea; Bacillidae
Product: aminopeptidase N-like
Exons: 16
Coding region: 151-2952 (933 amino acids)
Biological process (GO): peptide catabolic process; proteolysis
Cellular component (GO): cytoplasm
Molecular function (GO): peptide binding; zinc ion binding; metalloaminopeptidase activity
Source: RefSeq, a predicted model, not a curated record
AGAUUUGCAAGAGAGACGGCUCCGGUGAGCUGUCAUUGGCACAGUCGGCCCGUGAUUCCACCCGCUUUAGUCGCUUGGCGUUCCUGCAGGUCGUCAGAGGUGGGGCGAGAGUGAAGCAAACCCUCGUCGGACACAUCGGCAUCCGGAAGGAUGGCCCUGGCCUGGACUCUGGUGGCGGCGUGCCUGCUGGCAUCGUCCGCCGUCCCCCAGUCGACGGACUCCCCGGGCUACCGCCUGCCCCGCUCCGUGGUGCCGGAGCGCUACCAGCUCUACCUGGUGCCCUUCCAUCCGCAGCAGUUCGCGUUCACGGGCAACGUCACCAUCUCCGUGACCGCCGCUGAAGUCACCGACAACAUCACCUUGCACGCCAACUACCUGCAGGUGACCAGGACAGUGGUGAGGACUACAACGGCGCCGGUGCGCGAGCUGGGCGUGGUGAGCACCCAGUUCAGCGGCGACACACGCAACCUGCUCGUACUGCGGCUGAACGAGAACCUGGCUCGGGGUGCGCGGUACGAGCUGGUCUUCGAGUUCACCGGCGAGCUGCGCGACGACAUGUACGGCUUCUACCGGAGCUCGUACACCGCCGACAACCAGACCAGGAUGCUGGCGGCCACCCAGUUCGAGUCCACCCACGCCCGGAGAGCGUUUCCCUGCUUCGACGAGCCGGCCUUCAAGGCCACGUUCAAGAUAAACAUAGCGAGGACCAGCAACAUGACUGCGCUGUCCAACAUGCCGCUGGCGUCCACGUCGCUGCCAGACGCGAGCCUGGGCAACCGGGUGUGGGACAGUUUCAAUGAGACAGUCAAGAUGUCCACCUACCUGGUCGCCUUCGUGGUCGCAGACUUCCGGUCACUGAGCAAUGGCAGCUUCGCGACGUGGGCACGCCCUGAGGCCGUGAGCCUGGGCGCUUACAGCCAGUUGGUCGGCCCACAGUCCCUCGAAGUGCUUAAGAACUACACUGGUAUCGCGUAUGCCCUGCCCAAGUUGGAUCAAGUGGCGCUGCCCGACUUUGCCGCAGGCGCCAUGGAGAACUGGGGGCUCGUCACAUACAGGGAGACGAACCUGCUCUACGACAACUCGUCCUCCACGACGGCCAACAAGCAGAGCAUAGCUGCGGUGGUGGCCCACGAGCUGACGCACCAGUGGUUCGGCAACUUGGUCACCAUGGAGUGGUGGCGCUACACCUGGCUCAACGAGGGCUUCGCGCGCUUCUUCCAGUACUACAUCGUCGACAAGAUUGAGGCGACUUGGCGGAUGAUGGACCAGCUGCUACUGGUGCAGCAGUCUGUGUUCGAGACGGACUCUCUGGCCGCCGCCGCGUCCUUGGACAGCGACUGCAACACCCCUGGCGAGAUCAGCGCCAAGUUCGGCGUCAUCUCCUACAACAAAGGCGCUUCUGUGAUCCGCAUGAUGCAGAACGCGCUCACUGAAGACACCUUCAGGAAAGGGAUACAAACUUACCUGAACUCACGGCGUUUCGACACGGCCGCGCCGAGCCAUCUGUACGCUGCCCUGCAGACGCACGCGGCGGCGGACGGCCGGCUGCCCGGGAACUCCACCGUCGAGGGUAUGUUCGGCCGGUGGGCGUCGCAGGCUGGCUACCCGGUCCUCAGGGUCGACCGUCACUACGACAAUGGCAGCGCCACCGUCUCGCAGAUGAGGUUCUUCCUGACCAAUGGCACGGUCGCCAGAGAGAGGUGGUCAGUUCCUCUCUCGUGGACCAGCCAGUCAAAUGCUCCCGCGGGAUUUGCGAACACGACGCCCUCCGCCUGGAUCUUGGACAGCCAGUCCAGCAUCCAGCUGCAACAAGUGGCGGCCAGCGACGACUGGGUGAUAUUCAACAACCAGGAGUCAGGCUACUACCGGGUGAACUACGACGAGGAGAACUGGCGCAGGAUCGCCGCGCACCUCGGAGGGGAUGGUCACCAGAGCAUCCACGUGCUGAACCGAGCCCAGCUGCUGGACGACAGCCUGAACCUGGCGAGGGCCGGCCUCCUCGACUACAAGCUCGCCCUGGACGUGACCCGGUACCUGUCCAGGGAGACGGACUACCUGCCCUGGACCUCGGCCCUCAACAACUUGGCCUUCAUUGACAGGAGGCUCGUGGGUAGCGAGGCCCAUGGGUCCUUCAAGUCGUACGUGCUGGGGCUGCUGCGGCCUCUGUACGACUCGGUGGGAUUCGAGGAGGGUGCGGGCGACCCCCACGUGACCGUGCUGACCCGGGGCCACGCGCUGACCUGGACCUGCAGGCUGGGGCUGGACGACUGCGUGCGGCGGGCCAGGGACUCCUUCGGCGCCUGGGCCAACUCCACCAGGCCCGCGGAGACCACAAUCUCUGCCAAUCUGAAGAGUGUGGUUUACUGCACAGCAGUGGCAAACGGCGGAGAGAAAGAGUGGAAUUUCUUGUGGGAGAGAUACACCAAUGCCGAACUUGCUGCAGAAAAGGCUCUCAUCUUAACAGCUCUUGGUUGCUCCAAAACCACAUCCACUUUGAACUCGUACUUGCAGAAGUCAAUCACAGAGAACUCUGGAAUCAGGAAACAAGACGCGGCCAGUGUGUACUCGGCGGUCUACAGCAACAUGGAGGGGAUUGACGUCGCCCUGGACUUCUUGGUUCAACACUUUGGGAAUAUAUCGAGAUACUACGGAGGCAUGAGUGCGGUGUCGAACAGCCUCACGGGGAUCGCAAGCAGGCUGACAACCGAACAGCAAGUUAUGAAGCUGGAAGAGUUUGUCACCCAGAAUGAGGCACUUCUCGACUCUGCAGCGACUGCAGGGAAAAGUGCCGUGGAGACUGCGAGAGCAAACCUCAAGUGGAAGAAUGGCAACUACGAAACAAUCCAGGAGUGGCUCCGCAAGAACACACCCGUGCCAACAAGCGCAGCUAACUACCGUUUCACACUGACAACUACCUCUCUGCUAUGUGUUCUAGUGUGUGCAAUAAUGUAAGCAAAAGUAAUAGAUAUUUAAUUGUUUGUAUAGGGGCGAUCCUCUUUAACAGGAAUAAAUAUAUAUCAAUAUAAA